CCUUGCGUCAUUUAUAUAAGCAGUAGUCUUCCGCGCUUUAUUUAUGGAGUUUUAAAGUGAUCGUUUGAGCGUCAGGCCAGUGUUCUGUCUAACCAGACGUUAAAAUGUUUCCACUGAGUGCAGUCGCGUGUCUUGUUCUCGUUGCCUCCACUACAGCAACGGAUGUACUACAAUGUAAAGGUCGAUCUGACUCAGGUUUAAGUGAGUCAGUUACGUUAACUCCUUGUAAACGCGCCCCUUGCCGUCUCAAAAAAGGCACCAACCAGCAUAUUAAAAUAGACUUCACACCCGAUGAGCCAAUAGCCGAAGUGAAGAACCAUGUGACAGCUGAGGUAUUCAACACCGAGUUACCGUUCGUGGGUGUCGAUGGAAACUCGAUCUGCGGUAAACUCUUUACUCCUGACGGGGAAGCAGCUUCAUGCCCGUUGAAGGCAGGCACAAAAUAUGUCUACAAAGACUCGUUCCCAAUUCUUAGUCUCUAUCCCAAUAUCGCCGUGAGAGUGCGCUGGUCAUUAAAAGCUAAAAAUAAAGAUAUCGUCUGCUUCGAAGUACCGGCGAAAAUCGUAUCAUAAUAAUUUUAAGUUAUGAUUAAGUAUUUUAUUAAUUAAACGUAAAUUUGUAUUUUUAAUUCAAACACGACCGACGGUUUCAUAAAGCUAUUGUACCAAUUAAAUGUUCGAAUGAUGUUGAAAGUAAGUCAACUAAAUUAUAAGUAAAUAAAACAUG
Molecule: messenger RNA, 726 nt
Organism: Manduca sexta (tobacco hornworm)
Lineage: Eukaryota; Metazoa; Arthropoda; Insecta; Lepidoptera; Sphingidae
Product: ecdysteroid-regulated 16 kDa protein-like
Exons: 3
Coding region: 105-572 (155 amino acids)
Biological process (GO): sterol transport
Molecular function (GO): sterol binding
Source: RefSeq, a predicted model, not a curated record